Malaclemys terrapin pileata is the source of this 4846-nucleotide messenger RNA. RefSeq names its product RNA polymerase III subunit GL (gene POLR3GL). The transcript has 8 exons. Gene Ontology annotation, biological process: transcription by RNA polymerase III. Gene Ontology annotation, cellular component: RNA polymerase III complex. The coding region runs from base 651 to 1304 and encodes 217 amino acids. Lineage: Eukaryota; Metazoa; Chordata; Testudines; Emydidae. The record is from RefSeq and is a predicted model, not a curated record.
UCGGUCCGGUCCGGUCCGUGGCGGCCCAAUGGGAGGCGGGGAGCGGCUGGCAGCGCCCCGCCCCGACACACCCCUUCCCCGGGGCCCGGGAGCAUCUUAAUGAGCAUCGAGCCCGGCCUGGCCUUGGCCCGGUGCGCCCGAGCCCUGCGUCCUGGGCGUUGGGUGUCCUGCACCGUGCACUGUGCACCAGGGGACCCCGACCCUGCGCCUCAUAGCCUCAGUUCUGAGCCCUGUCCCACGCGCUCUGGGCCCUGUGUUAGUUACCGAGGUGCUGGAGCAUUGGGCUUGCACUGUCCGCUAGGAGCCAUUCCCUGAGCGUCAUGCCCCCUCAGCUCUGAGCCCUGCCCUGUGUACCAGACGUGCUCAUGUAGGAAUCCAGCUCUGCGUACUCUGGUUCGUGCCCCAUCCACCCUCCGCUCUGAGCCAGGCGCCCCGGGUCCCGGAUUGCGCACCCUUGUUCUCUUACAUGUACCACAUCAGGGCAACUUGCGUGGUUGGCUAAUGCACAGGUUGGACACCAUUUAACCCCCCCCUUAACGUGCAGCAAGAUAUUAAGAGGAUGGCUGCAGGGGGUUGUAGGCCUAGCAGCAGAAGGGUCUCGGCUGUGUUGGAUCCCAGCUCUAUGUCCACUUCUUCUCGCAGAGCGAGCCAUGGCUGGAAGAGGAGGCAGAGGGAGGGGUCGGAGCCAGAUGACCUUCAACGUGGAAGCUGUGGGCAUUGGGAAAGGCGACUCGCUGCCCCCAUCCACCCUCCAGCCCUCACCGCUCUUCCCUCCCAUGGAGUACAAGGCAGUCCCUCUGCAGACGGGUGAGGAGGUGGAAUACAUGCUGGCACUGAAGCAAGAGCUGAGGGGAGCCAUGAAGAAUCUGCCAUAUUAUGUCAAGCCGGCCGCCCCCAAGAAAGAUGUUGAGCGCUACUCAGAUAAAUAUCAGAUGUCCGGCCCCAUUGAUAAUGCUAUUGAUUGGAACCCAGAUUGGCGGCGUUUACCGCGGGAGCUAAAGAUCCGAGUUCGAAAGCUCCGGAAGGAGAGAACCACCAUUCUGAUCCCCAAGCACAAACAGCGGCUCCCGGUGGACAAGGAGGAAGCCAUUAAGAAACUGGAGACCCUUGAGAAGAAGGAGGAGGAAGUGACGUCGGAGGAAGAAGGGGAGAAAGAGGAGGAGGAGGAGGGCAAGGAAGAGGAGGAAGAGGAGUAUGACGAGGAGGAACACGAAGAGGAGACGGAUUACAUCAUGUCCUACUUCGACAACGGGGAGGAGUUUGGGGCCGACAGUGAUGACAACAUGGACGAGGCGAUAUACUGAGGGGAGCCGGGUUGCACGGAUACCAGACUGGCGCGGACGGUGCUCGGACGCCUGGGGCCGCGGAACCCAGCCGUCUGCCCGCAGCAGGGACGGGUGUGCCACGUGGGUGAUGGCCGAUCCCUCAGGGAAGGGGGCGGCCGUGUCCGGGCUCGCUGGGGACACCCCCAUCCUUCCUCCAGCUCGGUCACCAUUUCUGUCGCCGCAGCGGGAGGCUUGGAUUCAGAUCAGCCGCUGAGGCGUGGCCCUUUGCUUCCUGCCUGGCCUCCACCCCUCUUCGAGUGGGCCAGAUGGGGGUGCUUAUGGGUUCUCAGCUUGGAACCCUCCAGAGGAAGAUCUCUCGCUUCACCCCUAGGUGGUGCUCUUGAUUCAUUUUCCCAGCAGCUGCUUCUUGGAGGCGGAUGGAAAAUUCUGCCGGGAUGGAUAGAGAAUUGAACCACAGCUGACAUAACCAGCAUGACCGAGUGACAGAUAUCCUCUGCCUUCGGACACCCCACUCACCCACCCCCAGCUACCCCAGGGGGUCCCGCCUAGCUCAGCUGUGGGAGAAACUGACCAGAACACCAUCCUGGGACUGUAAUGUCCUGUGUUAAUCAGCAUCUGCCCCGGAAGAGGAGGUGAAACCAGCAUUGAAACCCAGCAGGGAGUGGUGAGCGGCUCUCACCUCCACCUCCCCGUCGUCCAGUCCGCUUCACUCCCACUUGCCUCCCCCUGCGACCUGGAACUGAACUCCGGUCCAGCUGUUUGAUCUGGGCUCACGGAGUGGGGGGGGCGUCUAUUUCCGGGUUAGUCCAGGGUUUUAAUAGGAAACCUCAUUGCACCACAGGCGCGUAGGGCUACAAGGGGGAACAUGAAUGGGACUGUUCUGCAGACCCACGUCCCUUCCCAGUCCUGGGCCUGAUUCUCCAGGGCCUGAUCCCUCGUGCAGCCAGCCGCUUUGCACCACUGUGAACGGCCUGGUGGGGUGCGAAGUGGGAGGUUGCACCAGCGUUUUGCACGGGGGUAAACAACCACACCAGAUGCAGGGCCACGAAGAAUCGGGUCUUUGGGGGGGUGGGGUUCACAGAGGAUUUUAAUCCCAUUUCAGACCCUGGACAGUCACCUGCUUUCCUGCCUCCCCUCGCCCCAAGGAGUCACCGGCUGACUUUGAGGGAUCCCGCCCCAAUCCUGGAGGUGCCCUAUAGAGGUUCCCCAUGUGGGGCUGGUGCCUUGACAUGCUCUUGAGGCUUGUCUCAGAAUGGGGUCCAUCCUGCUUCACAUCAGCCUGGCAGUGACUUGUAUCUCCCCAGUCUGCAAAGUUUUAAUAAAUGAGGGUGUUUUUACUGUCCCUUUAAAAUAUUUUAGAGCGGGUGGGUUAAUAAAGGAGUGAGCGUCUCCCUCCCCCACGAUGAUUUUAUGCUGCUUGGUGGUUGUAAUGUACUUUCCCCCGCCACAUCCUGCCUAGCUUAUAACCCCCAGGCCCUGCAGCCCCUCCCUUCCGGAACUGAGCCAGGCUGCAGGGGCGGGGUGUUUGGGGGAGGGGCAACUCCUUGGUUUGACCCCCUGUUGAAAGAAACUGGUGAGUGCCCCCAAAAUGUAUUUGGAUGAGUUUUAAAGAAAGAUUCUGCACACAGAAUUGUCUGUGUGUGUGGUGUUUGUAUACGGGGUGUUUGUGCAUGUGUUGUGUUUUGUUGUGGCCUUCUCACGUGUGUGAAUUUGUUGUGUUUGUGUGUUGUGUGCUGCUUGUGCGUUUCUGCAUGUGGCGCUUUUGCACGUUUGUAAGGGUGGGUGUUUGUCUGUUGGGGGCGGGAGCUGUGAUGUGUAUGUCUGCGUAAAUUGUAUGUUGUGUGUUCCAUGGGUUUGUGUCUCUGGUAUGUGUGUGGGACGGGGGAUGUGCAUGGGUGUACGUGUGUCGUGCAUAUGUGGCAUGGGGGAUGUGUGUGGAUGUGGAUAUGUGUGUGAGUAGGCAUGGGGGAUGUGCAUGGAUGUGUUUGGUGUGUGCGUGUCUCUGGUGUGUGGCACGGGGGAUGUGCAUGGGUAUGUGUGUGUGGUAUGGGGGAUGGGUGUGUAUGCGUGUGGUGCGUGGCACACGGGAUGUGCAUGUGGGCACGGGGGAUGUGCAUGGGUGUGUGUGUGGUACGGGGAUGGGUGUGUAUGUGUAUGCGUGUGGUGCGUGUGGCAUGCGGGAUGUGCAUGUGUGCACGGGGGAUGUGCAUGGGUGUGUGUGUGUAUGGUGUGUGCGUGUCCGUGGUGUGUGUGUGUGGCGCGGGGAUAUGUGUGGGUGAGUAUGGUAUGUGUGUGUCCAUGGUGCGUGUGUGGCAUGGGGGAUGUGCGUUUGUGUGUAUGGUAUGUGCAUGGCUCUGGUGCGUGUGUGGCACGGGGAUGUGCAUGGGUGUGUAUGGUGUGUGCGUGUGUCUCUGGUGCAUGUGUGGCACGGGGAUGUGCGUGGGUGAGUGUGGUGUGUGCGUGGGUGUGUAUGGUGCGUGGGCAUUCCAGUUUUAGACUGAAUCCCGGCAGACCAGCCAUUGUUCACCCUCGUUCCCUUCACUGCCCUCCCAGAUGACACUCCCUGUGCAUCUGAUUCCGCAGGGUGGGCUGGUGGUUUUCGGAUAGUCAUUCCUGAAGGACCCUGUAGCCCAUGGUCAAUGCCUCAAACACUGAAGUCCUCGCCAGGGAGCAUAUUAGCUGCUCCCCACCACACCUGCAGCACUCCUGCAAGUGGGCCAGAGAAACUGGUUUUAUUGGGAGCUUGGGGGCUGGGAUCAGGCAGCGGGAGGCGCCCAAAGCCCUGAGAUCCAAAUUCUCCUUUUGGAGCCAUCAAUGCAAGUCCAUGGAGUUGAAGCGAGCAGAAUUUGGAUCCCAGGGUUAAUUGGAGGGAAAGGGAUGGGUUUGGAACGGAAAUGACAUACAACGAAUGUACCUAGAUUGGAAGCUCUUUGGGGCAGGGCCUAUCUCUUUGUUCUGUGUUUGUCCAGCACCUGGCGCCAUGGGGACCUGAUCCAUGACUCCAGGGCUUGUAGGCACUAUGCAGUACAGAUAGUAGAAAUAACAGGGCCUGAUUCCGAGCUUACUUAUUCCGGCGUAAAUCAGGAGUCAGUGAAGCCACAUAUAGGUGUCAAUCCGGUGUGAGAUCAGAAUCUAAAUCUUGAAGAAAACAGAGUCACACAAGAGACUAAACUCUCGCCAAGUGUGAGCUGAAGCCCUGAAAUCAACUGAAAGGUUACCACUGAUUUCACUGGGCUUCAGAUCGGGCCCCGGAACAGCAGAGCAGCCAGAGAUAGGAGGAAAUCAUUUGGAUUCCUCUCUGUGAAGCUGUCGUUGAGAAAUUCGAAAGCAGGGCUGUGUCAGAGAGAGAGAGAGAGAGAGAAAGUGUGUGUGUGCGUCUGUGUGUGUGUGUGUGUGUGUGUGUGUGUGUGUGUGUGUGUGUGUGUGUUUUUAAAGAAGCAGCCUUUGUUGUCCGUACUCGGCCGCUAGGUGGCAUCAAAGUUUGGUCGACUUGUUGCAGCUUUUUAACCUUGUCUCUUUUUAAACACGUUGGUUGGAAUAAAAGGAUUUGUCUGUUGCUA